This is a messenger RNA of Branchiostoma floridae (Florida lancelet), 3808 nucleotides long. RefSeq lists its product as uncharacterized. The transcript has 5 exons. Gene Ontology annotation, biological process: signal transduction. Gene Ontology annotation, molecular function: protein binding; GTP binding. Lineage: Eukaryota; Metazoa; Chordata; Leptocardii; Amphioxiformes; Branchiostomatidae. Bases 70 to 2679 code for a protein of 869 amino acids. The record is from RefSeq and is a predicted model, not a curated record.
AGUCAUAAGACUUUCGACAGCUACGUGUAUGGGGGCGGUCUUCUGCCAUCUUUCCCGAGAUUCCUAACUAUGGCAUCUGGACAAAAUGGAGACACUGGAGUAAGAAAAUACUUCAACGUUGUUGUGGACCUUGUCAAACAUGACUGGCAACAGCUCGGUCACCAUCUUGGGGUAAAAUAUUCAGACAUAACUACAAUAGAGAAAAACAGACUGGGAGACGCAACAGCGGGAUGCAGAGAUGUCCUUGAAAAGUGGGUGGGAAUAAAAGGAAAGGCAGCAACUCUUUCAGUCUUAAAGCAAGCACUCAUUGAUUCAAAACAUAAGGAUGCUGCUGACGAACUGCCAGAUCCACAUCCACUUCAACAUCAUCUUGCUGCAAAUACAACACAACAAAUGCCAGUUCUGUCAAUCAUUACAGACAUAUUUGUCAAAGUUGAAGAGCGGGUGGAGACUGCUAAGGACAUAAGGAAGUUUGGAAAAGCACAAAAAAGAAUCAUAAGAUCAACACAGUACAGGUUGACAGAUCAAACUAUUCGAUUGAUAAAGAAGCUUAAGGAUCAAAUCAAAACUGUUGAUGAUCUUCUUAAUCUUUCAAAAGGAGUCAGAGAUAUACAGGAAGUAUAUGGUAUCAAAGUCCAUAAUGUAGAGAAAGGUAGUGUUAUCUUCAAUGUAGGCUGUUUUGAUUUGAAUAGUUUGGGCAAGCUUUGGUUUGAGCACAGGAAUGGCAAGUUGGCCAUCACAUUACGAGAAUCUAUGCUUACCAAAGAGAUCAUACAGCUGAUGGGUGACGACAUCUUCAUCGAGACAACCAUUGAUCCUGACCACUGGAAGUGGUCUCUUGACUACCUCAUCAGGGGUGGACAUACUGGUGCACCAGCAGAGCAUCCAGUCUUCACCACAAGAAGGCAACCAAUAACGAUGGCAACUACACCGUUGGAUGCACUUCACCUCAGUACAAACAAGCUGCACUCUACCAUGAGGGCCAUGAAGCAACUCAGUCCCAUCUGGCAAGUGGCAUGGCAGAAGGCAAGAGAAAACAAGGAUCUAGAGAGAAAGCUCAAGGACCAAACACACAAGGCCAUGGAAACAAGAGAGGUCCAAGGAGACAGAACCACCACAUCCCUACAGCAACUUUCUCCAGCACAACAACCGGGAGAAACAAGACAGAAGGACAUCAAGGAGCACGAAAGCAGUGCAGUUCCCACUUCUACACAGCAACAAACUUCAGUCCUACUUCUAGGCUGUAAGGGUAAUGGCAAGAGCCACACAGGAAACAUCAUCCUGGGACGGGAGGCCUUCAGAGUCACCAGGAAAGGAGGAACAGGAAAGUCCAGUCUGUGCAGCAGUAGCUACCUUCAGGAAGAUGGAGUUACCAGAGAAGUGACAGUAGUCGACACCCCUGGAGUCUCCCAGGAGAUGACAGAGUCUGAGUUUGAGGAGCUGGUUCGAGCUGUGAAGAUGGUUCCUGAGGGCUUUAAUUCCAUCUGUCUGGUCUGGGACUACAACAACUCUGAGAGGAAUGAAGACAAGGAGGUCCAAGUGUUCCAGUCCCUCCACAGGCUGUUUGGUGAUGGACUGUACAAGCAUCUUAUCAUCCUGGUCACACAUGCUCAGCAGGAGGACAUUCCAGAGUUCAUCAAGGGUCUGCCGGUCAACAUGAAGCAAAUCGCUGACAAGGCAAAGACUGUGAUUGCAAUAGAUAACAGACGUAAAGGAGAAACAUCAUGUCAGCUGUUGCUUUUUCCUACCUCUGACACAAAGUACACUUCUUCAAACCUCUCCAAAGAGUGCCAAAUCCCCCCAAAUGCUGAUCUACACAUGGUGCUCAUAGGCAAAACUGGAGUGGGGAAGAGUUCUACAGGGAACAGCAUCAUUGGUGAAGAUGUUUUCAAAGUUGCAACAGUGGCUGCAACAGUCACAACAAAGUGUAACUUCCACAUAAGAACACUGAAGGAUGUUGGUAGCAAACUAGCUAUAUUAGACACACCAGGACUGUUUGCUACAGUAAACAAGGAAGAGAUACAGAAAAUAUCUGAGGAGCUCUGCAAAAUACCAACUGUAUUCCAUGAUGGUAUCCAUGCACUAAUCCUGGUAAUAAGCGGCAUGUCAAGGUUUACAGAGGAAGAUGACAAUGCACUCAAGAAUAUCCAGCGUGUCUUUGGAGAGGGGUUUCUGGACCACACUGUAGUACUGAUAACUGGGAAAGAUAGUCUGAAAAGUAGCAAGGAGGAGUACCUGGCAUCAGCACCACAAACACUAAGUGACAUUUUAAAGAAGUGCCAGGAACGCUGCAUCUUCUUUGACAACGUCACAAUGGAUGCAACAGUACGUCGCAAGCAGCUGGCAAAGCUGAUCACAAUGGCCCAAGAAGCUGUAAAGAGGAGGAAGGGUCCAUACACCGGACAAGGACCCAAUGAGACACUCUUUCUGGAAGGUGCAAAGGUCAUUGAUUGGAUCAUUACAAAACUCUUUAAGGUAAUGGCAAAGGAUGUCCAAGGUCCAAAAGAAUUCGUCAGAGAAGAGGUGGAGAAUCCCACACCCAAGCAUGCUAACUUCCUGAGAUCGGAGAGCCUAGUAGACAGGGCAAGGCAAUAUGCAGCAAGUAAUGAGCAUGAAUAUUAUGAAACAAGCAUUGCCAAAUCACUCUUUCAAACAAUACAGCGCAUCUUCUUGCUCUAGGCCUUGAUAGGUUGGCCAAGUAACUAACUGAUCUUGUACGUCUAUUUUUAAUGUCCUGAAUAGUUUCUACAAAACAGCCUGGCUAUAUGACAUUCAGGGAUCCAAAAUCCUGUUUUUCAUGGGAGUACUCUUGCAUGGGUAUACCAUCCUCCAUAGUUACAGCUGGCUCUAUCUUUUCACUUGCUUCAGUUCACUUGCUUACAGGCAAAAACAUUGAGCCAUCAGUAAAUACAAUGGAGGGUACCGACUGUCUAGGAGAGUUUGUCAGUGAGAAACACGUUUUACUUUCUGUGGACAAAUGUUUCAUCAGUUGAUCUGCAAUGAGUGAUUUAUUAUCAGCCUACUGGAUCCAUCUAUCUCUAGUUGUAUUAAAUUACAUUAGAGCCAAUAGUCAAGAGUUAUAUGUUAGACAUAUAAGAAUACCAAAAUAUAUAUGUAAACAAAGCAAGAAACCUGGGACAAAGCUAACAAGCUAAUCUAUCUACUUGAGGGUGUAAUCUAAUGUCCUUCAAGUUCCCUUGAAUUUCAGAAACAGCACCAGACCUGUAAUAAUGCACAAAUCAUUGACAACAAAUAAGUAAACUACUUCUGAGGAAUUUGAGGUGUCCCACUGAUAUGAUAAAUAAUGUUACUGACAUUCCUGUAAUACACGCAGCAGCUACCAACUUUGUCAUUAAUAAUUAAAAGAAUAAUUGAAACAAGAUUGGCAAUAAAAACAUUAUUGCAAUGGCGACGAUUGUCAUUUACAGGAGGUGAACAUACAUGUAAGACAAACGAAACCUGAAAAAUAAUUGAUUGGGUGUUUCUGAUAAGGAAAUUCUUUUGUUUUCACUGUCAACGGGAUAUUCCUGUCAUGUAGAUAUUUUUCCUGUGGGUUCCAAGACAACAUCUAGCUUGUCUUGGUAAUAAAAGAGGGGUAUGAAGGGUAUAGAGAAGUCUAUAUACAAGUACAAACUUGAUGUAGUUAUGACCCCUUCCUAAAAAUAAGGACAUUAAAUGUUAUACUUGUGACGGAACAGCAUCUAAAAACAUUGUAACAGCCACACACUGUUUUAGAAAACAGGUACACAUAAGGAAUUCUAUGAGGAUUGUAAUAACCACAGAGAUAGCAAUCUUCUUUGGUUACAAA